Didymodactylos carnosus is the source of this 273-nucleotide messenger RNA. Lineage: Eukaryota; Metazoa; Rotifera; Eurotatoria; Philodinida; Philodinidae. The record is from the annotation of a GenBank genome assembly.
AUGAGAUUGCUUUUCUCUCGUAUCAAAGCCCAACGUCAAAAGCAACUGCAAAAAGUCGUCGAAUGUGACGAAGAAGAUGAAGAUGAACUCAAGGAUGAUCAGGCCGUCGAAAAGGUGUUUGAAAAACGACAAUUAAAAAACACGAAACAGCUUUGUAAUCCAAAACAUUCUAAGCCGCCGAAACGUUUCGGUUUUUCAACACCACAACUCGAUAAAAAGAAACGUUCAUCAUCAUCAUCAAAAACAAAAAACAAACGCACGAAAAUUCGAUGA